CCAAACAGCACCACGCGGAGACGCGCGUCUGUGUCACGGUCACCUGGAUGGAUUGUUCCGUUUGAUUCCAGCUAUGGGAUGUUGAACCGGAGGCUCGCAGCCUGCCAUCUCCAUCCGCGUCUGUGCAGCAAAGCGGCUCGACGGUGAAAAGAAAAGUAUGCGAUAAACAAGUCGGGCUGUUCGAGUGGAGGAGGAAGGAAAAGUUGAAGAAAGCGGAUCGUGCACGCACGCACACAAACAGAACCUUGGCGCCCAACAAUUCUAGGUUACUGACUGCAGGUGACUGAAGCAGUGAGUGACAUCGAGGAGGCCCUGUACGAAGCCUCUCCAUCAACCAUCUCUCUGCUGUUUCUUCGACAUCCACCUCCAGCCUCUCUGAUACUCACCACUUCACCCAGCUUCAGUAUGGACCUAAAGGACCGAAGGCACCGCUCUUUGACUAGAAGUCGUUGUUCCAAAGACUCCCAGUACAACACGUCCUCCCUGGAUGCGGAUGAGUGUCGCGUGCCGACGCAGAAGUCGUACAGCUCCAGCGAGACGCUCAAGGCCUUCGAUCAUGAGCAGAGGCUUCAUUAUGGCGGCUGUGUGACCGACCUGGUCCACCAUGAGGCUGAGGAGUACUCCAGACAAGGCCUCCUGGAGUUCUCCCCAGUCCUCCUACGAUACCUUAUCUCAGGGGGUAACUUCACCCUGGCUGAGUUGGGAGUAUGCGAGCAAACUCCCCCUCCGCAUCCCGCUGCCAUUCCCUACUGUCCCGAUCUGGGCCUCCUCCAGAGAGGUUACUCCCUCAGCGCCGGCUCGGACGCCGAUUCAGACCCCGAGGGGCCCUUGUCUCCAGAGAGAGCCAUUCAGCUGUGGGCCGGACGCGCGGGGGUGAAGUCUCGCCGCAGCUCAGGAGUGUCCAGCCGCGAGAACUCAGCCCUCACCCUCACCGACUCCGAGAACGACAACAAAUCUGACGAUGAGUCAGUGUACCUAGAUGGUGCGGAGAUUGAGGAUCCGCUGGCAAACUACGUGAUCAGUCGCCCACUCCCUCCAACCUCCUCCUCUACCCUGCUCCCACCGACCCUUCCGUCCUCCUCGUCAGCCCCUCACCACCCCUCCCCCGGUCCAUCCCCACCCAUAAGGGAGUGCCAGGUGCCCCUGCUGGAGAAAAACUCCACCCACUCCCACCUGGAGCCCCACCGAGAUGACUCGUACCUGCUCCGAGCUCAGCCCUCCUCCACGGGGGCUGCAAACCACCACAGUCAGUCCACGUUGCAGCCUCCACUGCCCCCUCCACACAACCACCACAACCUGUCCCAUCAGUCGGCCAACAGCUUGAACAGAAACACCCUGAGAGGGGGACGUAACCCCAUUCACGCCCCAGCUCCGGGCACUGGAGAUGGGCCGACCACCCCUGAGUCGGUCCAGUUACAAGACAGCUGGGUGCUCAACAGCAACGUCCCGCUGGAGACGAGGCACUUCUUGUUCAAGACGUCAUCGGGGACCACCCCUCUCUUCAGUAGCUCCUCCCCCGGUUACCCCCUGACGUCAGGGACGGUCUACUCUCCGCCCCCUCGCCUGCUACCCAGAAACACCUUUUCUCGCUCAGCUUUUAAGCUCAAGAAGCCGUCCAAAUACUGCAGCUGGAAAUGUGCUGCAGUGACGGCCAUCGCAGCCGCUGCCCUGCUGGCCAUCCUUCUGUCCUACUUCAUUGCAAUCAACUUGCUGGGUCUGACAUGGCAGCUGAAGCCCUCCGACGGCCCUCUGCUGAACAACGGACUGGGAGCUGGUCUGCCUGUCAACAGCGAUGUGGCCACACUGCCCUCUGGAGGCAGAGGUCCCUGGGUGGGUCGGAACAGCAGCAUAGACACCGGUAACAUAGAGGUGGGGAGGCGGGUGACCCAGGACGUCCCUCCAGGAGUGUUUUGGAGAUCCCUGCUCUACCUCAGCCAGCCCCAGUUCCUCAAGUUCAACAUCUCCCUGGGCAAGGACGCCCUGUUUGGCGUGUACAUCCGUAAGGGCCUGCCUCCCUCACACGCACAGUAUGAUUACAUGGAGCGCCUCGAUGGGAAGGAGAAGUGGAGUGUGGUGGAGUCUCCGAGGGAAAGGAGGAGCAUCCAGACUGUGAUCCUCAACGAGGCGGUGUUUGUCCAGUACCUGGAUGCCGGCGCCUGGCACCUGGCCUUCUACAACGACGGCCGGGAGAGAGAGACGGUCUCCUUCAGCACAAACGUCAUGGACUCCGUGCAAGAGUGCCCGCGCAAUUGCCAUGGCAACGGAGAGUGCAACUCCGGCGUGUGCCACUGCUUCCCCGGAUUCCACGGCAUGGACUGCUCCAAAGCCGCCUGCCCAGUGCUGUGCAGCGGCAACGGUCAAUACGACAAGGGCUCCUGUGUGUGUUACAGCGGCUGGAAAGGACCCGAGUGUGACAUCCCGGCCACGCAGUGCAUAGACCCUCUUUGCAGCGGCCAUGGCACCUGCACCGAUGGAAGCUGCGUGUGUUCUAUCGGCUACAAGGGACAGAACUGUGCCGAGGUGGACUGUCUGGAUCCGACGUGUUCCAACAACGGCAUCUGUGUGAACGGGGAGUGCCACUGCAAGCCAGGCUGGGGAGGGCUCCACUGUGAACUUCCCAGGGCCCAGUGCCCGGACCAGUGCCACGGACACGGCGCUUUCAUUCCAGACACCGGCCUGUGCAGCUGCGACCCCAACUGGAUGGGACCAGACUGCUCUAUGGAGGUGUGCUCAGUCGACUGUGGAACCCACGGCGUGUGUAUGGGCGGAGCCUGUCGCUGCGAGGAAGGCUGGACAGGUGCCGCCUGCGACCAGCGCGUCUGCAACCCGCUCUGCAUCAAACACGGGACCUGCAAGGACGGCAAGUGCCAGUGCCACCAGGGCUGGAACGGAGAGCACUGCACCAUCGACCAUGGGAGCAUGGUUGACAAAGCAGACGGCUGCCCUAACCUGUGUAACGGGAACGGCCAGUGCACCAUGGGUCAGCAGAGCUGGCACUGUGAGUGUCAGACGGGCUGGAGGGGCCCCGGAUGCAGCGUUGCCAUGGAGACCUCCUGUGCAGACAACAAGGACAAUGAAGGAGAUGGUCUGACGGACUGCAUGGACCCAGACUGCUGCAUUCAAAGUCCCUGUCAGAACAGUCCUCUGUGCAAGGGCUCCCGGGACCCUCUGCUAGUGAUCCAGCAGAAUCCAAUGUCCCUUCCACGAGUUCGAUCCUUCUAUGAUCGGGUCAAGAUGCUGGUGGGAAGAGACAGCACCCACAUCAUCCCUGGGGAAAGUCCGUUCAACUCCAGCUUGGCGUCGCUAAUCCGGGGUCAGGUGUUGACGACAGAUGGAACCCCUCUGGUGGGGGUGAACGUGUCUUUCGUCAACUAUCCACACUACGGAUACACGCUGACUCGGCAGGAUGGAAUGUUUGACCUGAUAGCUAACGGUGGCGCUUCGCUGACCCUGCGGUUCGAGCGUGCACCCUUCCUGAGCCAGGAGCGCACCGUGUGGCUGCCUUGGAGCCAGUUUUAUGCUAUGGACACUCUGGUGCUUAAGACAGAAGAAAACACGAUCCCAGGCUGUGACCUGAGUGGCUUCGUCAGGCCUGACCCUCUUGUGAUUGCAUCCCCUCUCUCCUCCUUCUUCAGCUCCAAUCCAGGGGAGAAACCCAUCAUACCGGAGACACAGGUGCUGCAUGAGCAGAUCGAGGUGCCUGGCAUGACUCUAAAGCUGUGCUACCUAAGCUCACGGACCCAGGGUUACCGUUCCCUGCUCAAGGUGACCAUGACCCCUGCUGUGGUGCCCAUGGGCCUGUUGAAGGUUCACCUGAUGGUAGCUGUGGAGGGCCACCUCUUCCAGAAGUGGUUCCACUCCUCACCUAACUUGGCUUACACCUACAUCUGGGAUAAGACCGACGCGUACGGACAGAGAGUCUACGGUCUCUCGGAGGCUGUUGUGUCGGUGGGCUACGAGUACGAGUCGUGUGCGAGUCUGAUCCUGUGGGAGAAGAGGACAACAUUUCUGCAGGGCUACGAACUUGAUCCCACCAAUUUGGGCGGCUGGUCGCUCGACAAGCACCACAUACUCAACACGCGCAGCGGCAUCCUCCACAAAGGCAGCGGUGAGAACGUCUUUGUGACGGAGCAGCCUCCAGUGGUCACCAGCAUCAUGGGAAACGGCCGCAGGCGCAGCAUCUCGUGCCCGAGCUGCAACGGCCUCGCCGACGGAAACAAGCUGCUGGCACCAGUUGCCUUGGCGAUGGGAAACGAUGGCAGCCUGUACGUCGGGGACCUCAACUAUGUACGCCGGGUCUACCCUUCUAUGAACACAACUGGCAUCCUGGAGUUAAGGAACAAAGAUUUCAGGCACAGUAAUAAUCCAACCCACAAGUACUUUCUAGCCGUGGAUCCAGUAUCCGGAUCGUUGUUCCUCUCCGACACCAACUCCAGGCGGAUUUACAGGGUCCGCUCGUUGACGGGUGGGCGGCUGCUGUCGGACAACGCUGAGGUGGUGGCGGGGACAGGGGAGCAGUGCUUACCCUUUGACGAGCGCUGUGGCGACGGAGGGAAAGCCACAGAGGCUACGCUGAUGAGCCCCAAAGGUAUAGCGGUGGAUAAAAAUGGCCUGAUGUAUUUUGUGGAUGCCACCAUGAUCCGCAAGGUGGACCAGAAUGGCAUCAUCUCGACUUUGCUGGGCGCCAACGAUCUGACGGCCGUUCGACCGCUGAGCUGUGACACCAGCAUGGACGUCAGCCAGGUGCGUCUAGAGUGGCCCACGGACUUGGCGGUGAACCCCAUGGACAACUCUCUCUAUGUCCUGGAAAACAAUGUCAUAUUACGCAUCACCGAGAACCACCAGGUGAGCAUCAUAGCAGGCCGGCCCAUGCACUGUCAGGUUCCAGGCAUCGACUACAGCCUCAGUAAGUUGGCUAUCCACGCAGCCCUGGAGAGCGCCACCGCCAUCGCCCUGUCCCACUCCGGUACCCUCUUUAUCGCAGAGACUGAUGAGAAAAAGAUUAACCGAGUCAGGCAGGUGAACACUAAUGGAGAAAUCUCCCUCCUGGCUGGCGCUGCCUCCGACUGCGACUGCAAGAACGACGUCAACUGCAAUUGUUUCUACGGGGAUGACGGCUACGCCCCCGACGCCGGCUUGAACUCCCCGACUUCCUUGGCCGUGUCCCCUGAUGGAACGCUUUUCAUCGCUGACCUCAACAACAUCCGCAUCAGAGCUGUGCGCGCGAACCGGCCCGGCCCAGCUGUCUCCAGCGUGGGGUUUGCGGGCUCAGCGCAGCACGAGGUGGCGUCGCCGAGGGAACAGGAGCUGUACGUUUUCAACGGGGAGGGGCUUCACAUCCAGACGGUCAGCUUAGUGACGGGCGAGCCACUUUACAACUUCACCUAUGGUCCUGAUGGAGAGCUGGCCAUGCUGGUGGAUAACUGCAACAACACCGUCAAGGUGAGGCGGGACAGCUCAGGUCAGGGCGGAGGAGCCGGCCUGCUCCGGCUGGUGCUGCUGCCCGAGAAUCAAGUGGUGACGCUGGGUUUGGACCCAACCGGGGGUCUGCGGAGUGUCUCUGCCAUGGGCCAGGAGGUGGCUCUGAUGGGCUACAGUGGGAACACGGGCCUCCUGGCUACCAAAGCUGAUGAAACUGGAUGGACGACGUUCUACCAGUACGACAGUGAAGGUCGGCUGACCAACGUGACCUACCCAACGGGCAUGGUGACCAGUCUCCACCGGGAGAUCGAGCGUUCCAUCAACAUCGACAUUGAGAGUUCGAGCAGAGACGACGAUGUGACCGUCAUCACCAACCUGUCCUCGGUGGAAGCCUCGUACACCGUGGUGCAAGACCAGGUGAGGAACACCUAUCAGCUGUGCAACAACGGCACCCUGAGGGUGAUGUACGCCAACGGGAUGGGCAUCAGCUUCCACACCGAGCCCCACAUUCUGGCAGGUUCUGUCAGUCCCACGAUUGGUCGGAGAAACAUCACCCUGCCCACAGACAACGGCCUGAACUCCAUCGAGUGGCGUCUGCGCAAAGAGCAAACCAAGGGCAAGAUCACCGUGUUUGGGAGGAAGCUGAGGGCUCACGGUCGCAAUCUUCUCUCCAUUGAUUUCGAUCGCAACACCCGAACGGAGAAGAUUUACGACGACCACCGCAAGUUCACGCUGCGCAUCAUGUACGACGCUCAGGGCCGGCCGGCCAUGUGGCUGCCCAGCAGCAGCCUGGCUGUAGUCAACGUGUCCUAUUCAACCACCGGACAGCUGGUCGGCCUGCAGAGGGGAAGCAUGAGUGAGAAGACCGAGUUUGACUCUCAGGGUCGCAUCCUGUCUCGCUCGUUUGUGGACGGGAAGGUGUGGAGCUACAGCUACCUGGAUAAAUCCAUGGUGCUGCUCCUUCAGAGCCAAAGACAGUACGUCUUUGAGUUCGACGCCUCGAGUCGGGUCACAGCUGUCACCAUGCCCAGCGUCGCUCACCACACCAUGUUCACACACGUGUCCGUCGGUUACAUUCGCAACAUGUACAACCCUCCGGAGAGCAACGCCUCCAUCAUCCACGACUUCAGCGAGGAUGGCAGACCCCAGGCCACGCACUACCUGGGCACCGGCCGUCGCGUCCUCUACAAGUACGGCAAGCUGGCCAAGCUGUCAGAGAUCGUGUACGACAGUACCGUGGUCACUUUUGGAUACGACGAGACGGCUGGUGUGCUAAAGAUGGUCAACCUGCAGAGCGGGGGCUUCUCCUGCACAAUCCGCUAUCGCAAAAUGGGCCCACUCAUCGACAAGCAGAUCUACCGCUUCAGCGAGGAGGGGAUGGUGAACGCCAGGUUUGACUACACCUACCAUGACAAUAGUUUCCGGAUCGCCAGCAUGAAGCCCGUCAUCAGUGAGACGCCACUUCCUGUUGACCUCUACCGAUACGACGAGAUCUCCGGAAAGGUGGAGCACUUUGGAAAAUUCGGGGUCAUCUAUUACGACAUCAACCAAAUCAUCACCACAGCCGUAAUGACGCUGAGUAAGCAUUUCGACACCCAUGGGCGCAUCAAGGAGGUCCAGUAUGAGAUAUUCCGUUCACUAAUGUACUGGAUGACGGUGCAGUACGACAGCAUGGGGCGGGUGGUGAAGAGGGAGCUGAAGAUUGGGCCCUACGCCAACACCACUCAAUACCGCUACGAUUACGAUGGAGAUGGACAGCUCAGUGGUGUCAAGGUGAAUGACUGGUCUACGUGGCGCUACAGCUAUGACCUCAACGGUAACCUCCACUUGCUGAAUCCCGGAAACAGUGCUCGAAUUCUCCCCCUCCGCUACGACCUCAGAGACCGAAUUACCCGUCUGGGAGACGUCCAGUACCGCCUGGACGAGGACGGCUUCCUCAGCCAGCGGGGCACAGACGUUUUUGACUAUAACUCCAAAGGUCAGCUCCUGAGGGCCUACAACAGAGGCCCUGGAGGCUGGAGCGUGGUGUACCACUACGACGGGCUGGGCCGCAGGGUGUCCACCAGGAACAGCAUGGGUCAGCACCUUCAGUUCUUCUACGCCGACCUCAACCAUCCAACCAGGGUGACGCACAUCUUCAACCACUCCAGCUCCGACAUCUCAUCACUCUACUAUGAUCUACAGGGUCACUUGUUUGCGAUGGAGGUGAGCAGUGGAGAGGAAUACUACAUAGCUUCUGAUAACACAGGCACCCCGCUGGCAGUCUUCAGCAGCAACGGGCAGAUGAUCAAACAGGUGCAGUACACGGCCUACGGUGAAGUGUACCUCGACUCCAACCCAGAGUUUCAACUUGUUGUUGGUUUCCAUGGCGGUCUGUACGACCCUCUGACCAAGCUGGUCCACUUCACCCAGCGGGACUACGACGUCCUGGCUGGACGGUGGACGUCUCCCGACUACAGCAUGUGGCCCAAGAUAGGAAAGGAUCUCUCUCCGUUUAAUCUGUACAUGUUCAAGAACAACAACCCCCUCAGCGACAUGCUGGAUGUCAAAAACUACGUCACAGAUGUGAAGAGCUGGCUGGUGAUGUUUGGCUUCCAGCUCAGCAACAUAAUCCCAGGAUUCCCUCGACACUCGCUCUACUUUGUGGAGCCACCGUACGAGCUGCAGGCCACCCAGCACUGUGAGAACGGACAGCUCAUCACCGGUGUGCAGCAGGCGGCGGAGCGCCACAACCAGGCCUUCAUGGCCCUCGAGGGUCGUUUGCUCAACAAGGAGCGCCGCAGACGCAAGGACAAACCCGGCCAUUGGUUCGGCACCAGCACUCCUAUUAUCGGCCGGGGCGUAAUGUUGGCACUGAAGGAAGGCCGGGUGGUGGCCGGCGUGUCGCCUCUGGCCAGCGACGACAGCCGCAAAAUAGCUCUGGUGCUCAAUGGUGCCCAAUACCUGGAAGGCACUCAUUACACUCAGGACGGGAAGGACUGUCACUACUUUGUGAAAGUAGGCUCUGCUGACAGCGACCUGUUAGCCCUGGGGCUCACGAACGGGCGGAAGUCACUGGAGAGCGGCAUCAACGUGACAGUGAGCGGCCGCUCGAGGAGAGGGGUGACGGUGGAGUUUGCCGUUCCGUCGUUGGUGCUGAGCGUGCGGUACGGCCUCGCUGUGGAUGUAGUGGAUGAGGAGAAGGUAAGACUGUUGGAGCUGGCCAGGCAAAGGGCCCUGGCGGGGGCCUGGGCCAAGGAGCAGCAGCGUGCAAGGGACGGGAAGGGAGGUGGUCGCCUCUGGACUGAAGGGGAGAGGCAGCAGCUCCUAACGACGGGCAGAGUACAAGGCUACGACGGCUACUACAUACUGCCCGUGGAGCAGUACCCAGAACUGGCCGACAGCAGCAACAACAUCCAGUUUCUCAGACAGAACGAGAUGGGCAGGAGGUAACAGCCCACACGAACGUCUCUAGGUUCUGUCCCUUUUUCCUACCCAGCCUCCUUACUCCUCUAAAACCUACGGAGAAAUAACCAACAAACGGGGUUACUCGUGGAACGCUGCAGGGACUUUUCAAACAGAAUGACUUCUCUGAAAAACAUAUUCAUUUUACUGCCACAGGCAAAAAAUAAAUAAAGUUUAGUCAAACUUUUUUUUUUUUGGAAAAAACUUUGAACGACUGAUAAAAAAAAGCACUUAAGAACUUUAAGAACUGUUGCUUAAUAAAUAAGAAGAUUCCCCUUUUUAAAAAAGAUAGUGAUAUUUUCGCCCAUAUUUUUUGGGUCACACCGAGAGCUGAACGUGCGGUGGAGGAGAGCUCCGGGAUGGAGGCUCAGCCGUCUCUGGAUUAAAACAAAAACACUGAAGGCAAAAAGGGACCAAAGUGGAGGCGGAGCCAGUCCGGAGAGCAGCCGCUACCGCCACACACCCGAGGCAGAAAUCCUAAACGACAGCAUACAGCGUCUCCCCGUCUCAGGCCUCCCAUCAUCCACCACAGAAACACACACACACGGGAUGAAGGCGUCCUUUCUAACGAACUCGAGGAAAAGUAAAAAAUGAGUGAUGUCUGCAACGGGGGAGAAGAAUCAUAUCGCUACGUACGUGUCAGAAUACACUAAACCUUCAGGAUGUUGCGUAUACCGUAGAUGCCGUAGUUUUGUACGUUUCAGUCGCGGUAGAAUUGUGAGAUUUUCACCAAGGCACUUCUGUACAGAACGAUCAAACACACACACACACACACACACACACCGCUCACAGAGUCUGGCAAAACAUGCUAAGUUAGUAUUUAUUUGAUUUGAUUCUUUUUUAUUUAUUUAUUCUUAGUACUAUAUGACAAUCAUGAAUGAGUCGCCGGUUCUAUUCCAAAUGAACAUUAAUGGAUUUUUUUUCUUUUGUAAAAUAUGUAAUAAUUGCUCAUUUUGGGUUUUUUGUAUGAUUUCAAGUUUGCUGACGGGAAAUAAUAGUCACCCACAAAAAAUACAAUAAAAAAGAGUAAUUUAUGUAAUAAUGAGGUGUUUUAAAAGCAGUUUAUACUUUAAAUAAAGUCUUUAAAACUGUGAAAUCUGUUUUUUCGAAGUAUAUUUCGAUGUACAGUGUAUAGAUUUACCUUUAUGCAGCACAGUAGAAUAUUGUUCAGAAUAUCGAGUUUUAUAUUUCUAAGAGGAAGUGGCUUGUUAAUGUGCGAAACCUUUAGCUGCUCUUAUUACUCUAGAGUUUUGUGGCACUCGGAUACUCCAUUAUCUACAAUAUCAGUCCAAAGUUUGUUGGUUUUCAUGUUUACUUCUGUUGUUUUUAUUGUUAUUUUCUCUUUUGUUCGUUUGGAAGCAGAUUGUUUCUGUCCUAAGUCCCAACAGCAGUAGCAGUAAUGGAUCCCUCUCACUGUGAGGAGACUCGUUCUGGAUGUCAUGAUGUACCAAAUCAGUAUUAUCAGAGGAUGACUCACUGAAACCAGACUCUUCUGACAACCUUAUCAAUAAAACCUAAUUGUUUACUUCAACUGAGCAAACUGCUUUCAUCUCUUUUAUGUGUUUAAAACUGUUUUUUUUUGGGGGGGGGGGGGGGGGGGCAUAAGGACGUCAUCGUCUAGGACUUUCCCUGUGACGUGAUUUUCUUUGAAGUGCUGCGGAUAUUUUAGAAAACUUGAUGAAAAUAAAAAUAUAGUCAAGAUUUUACCGUGUAUCAUCCUCACUGGUGAGAUAUGUUCUGUUUGUUAUUUCUGUAAAGGAGAAACAACUUUUGUUGUUAUAUUCGAUUGUGCUGCUGUAAUAUUUCUGAUACUAAUGUGUUUAAAUGCAUCACAUCCUGUUAAGAACCAGUAACAGGUACGCUGGUUCAUUCUCACAAGUGUGUAGCCAGCCAAUCACAUGACAGAAACCAUUUAGGAGUCUGGAUGUGGGGAAGAUGACCUGCUGAAAUGGGAGAAGAAGAGAGAUUCAGGUGAACGUGUUGUGGUGGUUUGGUUUCCACCUACAACCAUGUCAGAAAAUCUCCAGUGGAGAGCUCCUGUGUGGGUGGAAAUGUCUGGGUCUGGCGGCGGAACCAACCCAAGGCAUACCCGAGUUAAGCGAUUGCUUGGGGCCCCACACCACCAGAGGGCUCCUAAGAGCACCAGGAUAGUGUAAAAAAAUUUUUUAAUAACUUUAAAUUAUACAAACCCAGUUACAUCACACAUGGAAAAUGAAUGAUGUAUUUUUUUCUUUAGUGUAAUUUGGUUUCACUUUUUAGUGAUUUCGCAUUUCAUAUAUCUUUCCCAAAAUUUAAAUUGUUUAACCAAAGUUUUGUGUUUUUCUUUCUUCGCACAUUACUUUGAAAUAAUUGAAUUAACUCGUUAACUGCCAGCCGUUCUCUGAUCAGAAAGGCCCUGACUGCCAGCGCUUUUGAGCGUUUUAACUGUUUUUUUAACAGUCAUUGUGCUCUAUGAUCAUGUAAACACCAAAACUACCAAAAGAAAGAGUAGACUCACUUCUUACAUCAGCAAGAAUCAGUGUGUUUCUAGCUUUUUCUGUUCUUACACAAUCCAUUGUCAAAGUGUGAGCGGCAGAAGCUUCUCCGGUUAGCACCUCGCUUUUUCACAGCAGCAUCCCAAAAUGAUCUCCUAAUUCAUGAUCACAUGACGUGUGACACACGGGUGAAGACCAGCGUUAGUGCCGUGAAGUUUAUUCUCACGGUUCGGGGGCUUGUUCACAGGCCCGCCCCGUUAAAAAAGGAGUUAAUAUGCCACACAUAAAUAACACGCUGCGUUUUAAAAUGCUAAUUGAUUAGAUCCUUUGUGUUGUUUGAUACUAAUGUAAGGUUAACAUAAAAAAACCUGUAUGAUGUAAGCUAAUAACAUAAUCAAGCCUAGGAAUUAUGGGGGGCCAAACCUGCUUAGGGCCCCACAAAUGCUCGGGCCGGCCCCGAUGGGGGUGUUCAAACUUUACGAAUAAAUAGACCUCAGUGGCCACAAAAUGUAUUAUUUUGUUAUUUUAAAAAUGCAAAACUUGUUUAACCAUGAAUUAUUCUGUUUAUAUUGCUGAAAAUGGGUCCAAAGCGCACAAAUCUGAACAUAAAAGUGUUCUACACAGACUAGGGGUUGCACUUCAGACACGACUGUUCUAGAUGAUACAAUGGUAACAGCAGCUCAAAUAGCUACUGGUUCCUACCAAGGUUUGCAGAACCACAACAUGGACACCAGGUGUCCCUCCUGUCAGCUAAGAACAGGAAACUGAGGCCAACUCACACAGGAUCACCAGAACUGGACCAGAAGAGACUGGAAAACCUUUUCAGGUCUGAUGUGUCAACAUGAAAGCUGGGGGUCCAGUCCAGUAGAACUAUCAUCUAAUCUUCCUCUAUAUCAGUGAUGUUAUAUUCUGGUCGUCAGGGUUCGCUAUCCUGCAUGUUUUAGUUGUUUUCCUGCUCCAACACAUUUGGUUAAAUGGUUAACUUACCUGCUCAGCAGGUGCUCGAGUUUGGCCGCAGGCUUUUAAUCACCACUGGUCCAAAUCAGGUGUGUUGAAGUAGAAAAACAUCUGCAGGACAAUGGCCCCAAAGGACCUGGAUUAUGGAUCACUCCAACACAAACAAUACAGGUGUGGAUUUUCCUGCAACAGGGUGAAAAUUUUUGAUUACGGACCAAAUUUGAGCAGAAAAUAAUCCAACACCUAAAAUAAUCCUGCUCAUGUCUGCAAGUUGGUCCUCAGAAAACCUGGAGAGGUUUAUAGCCAGGUCACGUGGCCCAAACUGCAAAUUUAUUUUAAUGGGUUUAUUUUCGUGUGUGUGUCCUGGUCUAUACAUCAAAGUGAGGACCAAAACAAGUUUUUUACCUGCAAACUGAGCACACUGGUAGCAAAGUGAGGACAUUUUUCAAAGUGAGGACAUUUAUUUGGUCCUCCAUUUUUUAGAAGCAUACCAGAAGCUUACUAUACCAGUUAGAGGUGUGGUGUGAAUUAAGUUGUAGUUAAGGUUAGGGUUAGAUCGGCAUGGUGAAAUCUCAAAAAUGAAUGGAAGUCAAUGGAGGGUCCUCACUAUGAUAGACAGGCGUGUAUGUGAGUGUGUGUGAGUGUGUGUGUUUCACCAUACUUCAUGUCUGGAUAACAGAAAGUUUUACCAUGUUAGGUACAGCUCAAAAACUUAAAUCAUGAAAAAGUUCAUUAUUUUUGUCACUCAUAUGAGAAAAUGUCAAAUUAUAGAUUUUAAUCAGCAAUAAAUCGGAUAUUUGAUUGUCAGUUUCUGACAAAAGUAUUAAACUUUCACAAUCUCAAUUCAGUUGAAUUCAUUUCAUUUAUAUAAAUCACAUUUUUUUCUGUAGUCUAGCAAAACAUCCUGUAGACAGAUAAGAGUACUAGGCUUUAUUUUUUGUAGAUAAAUAUGAAAACUAUGCCAGGGAACAAUAUAAAAUGUGUCUGAAGCUUACAUAUACUGCUAAGGCAGCUGAUGUGUUGCAACUAAUGAUGACCAACACAGUACCCAUCUAGUUUCCCUUUGAUAUUGAAAAAACACACACACACCCUCACACACACACACGCUGCAAUCUAACCAAUUAAAAAUAACACCAUCUUCAAUUUUAGCAAUAAAUUACUUUAAUGCAAGACUCUCAUCCAAAGCAAAAAGGCGUCCAACAAAAGGGGUUUCUGCUGUUGAGCUUCACAACGGUUUCAUAUCGUCAGGUUUAUUUCCAUAGAUUCAGAAUAAAAACAAUAGAAUCAUUCCACCGGAAGUUUAUGCAAAAACAGAACGUUUCAGCCAUUAACAGUAAUCAGACGUAAAUCACUGGCGUUAAAAACAUUGCAUUCAUUUUCAUGAUUCCAUUCAAAGACAUAAACCUGCUAAACAAAUAGUGAGAAAUCAAAGUGAUACAUUCCAGGCAUCAGCUGUUUAAGGAUGGCCCCGUGGCUCAGUAAGAGCAGGGGUUAUGGUGAAUUGUGGGAAUGGCGGUGGGCCUUAGGUAUAAUGGGUGUGGUAGCAGGGGUGGGGAGGGGGAGGAACAGGCAGGCAGGGGUGAGACCACAAAGAGGUAAUCAUUGUAAAGUGCCAAAGAGCAUCACACCAGAUGAGCCUGAGAUCCUCUCUAGGAGUUUUCCCACCAAACUGGUUCCAGUGCUAAACGUGGAGCCAGAACUCGCUUAGCUCCAGUUCGGCUUCCAUCGUUCUGCCUCCAGAUGGAAAACUAAAACCUUUCAGCCCAACUCUGUGUUUGGGACGGAGAAUCAGGAACCAGAGGUGGGCUCAAAGAGACCAGCAACCAGUUAAACAAGUGUGGCUUUCUGUUUUCCACCAUAACCUGCCUUUAAAUAAAUGCCUCAUAAAUAGUUUAUAAACGCCGUUAGCUCUUUUAACGAAGGCCAUUAUGAAUUAUAAACACCAGCCUGAAACGCUGGAUGUAAGUCCUGUUUGCAGUAGAGCUCACAAACACCAGAAAGAGCAUUUGUGUGACCUGUUGUUUGAAACGGGGUUUAUAAAACAGAGCAGGGACUUUAGGAAACAAAUGCAGUGAUGUGUGUGAAUAAACGCUCCCCCUGCUCUGUAAUCCUCCACUGACACUCAUAAUUCACCAGAUGGAGACGCAAACGUUUACAGGAAGAAGUGGUUGUUUUUCUUCUAAAAUAUAAGAUGAAAGCCAGCUCUACCAUUAGCCUUGAGCUAGCACUGGAGCACCUUUGGUGGAAACACUCCCUUUUACUACCGUUUCAUUGGUAGCUUAAUUUGUGUGUGUGCUGAUUGUGCGUAGGAACAUAAUUUGGGCGAGGAGCCUGAGAAUCACGUUGCGUUUAGAUGCUCAUUUACAAGCUGCUACGGGGCAACCUACGGAGGGCUCGGCCCCCGCUGGGGGCUUCACGCCGAGCGGAGGGUCUUUCACGAGGGACUGAGGCAUUUAUUUAUAGACAAGGACACAACUUGUAGAGGAAACAAAAGGAGAGCUGUAAGGUGGAGAGGACUUAAGGCAGAUAGGGAAAAGGGUCGAUGGGGCACGCUGCAGAGAUGGGGGGAGGGGUCGAACAGUUAUGUCAGCAUGUCCCAGAGACAGCAGCAACACAGGGCUGUCCAGCAGGCUGUCAGGCAUGUGUCUCCUGUGUCGUCCCGUCUCCUGUCUUCCACCACGUACACUGUGAAGAAGAACAGAUUGAAAGGGUUAGAAAAGAUGAGAGAUUGGGCAAAAGAAUAGAGAAAGCAAUUAGUGAUCUCUGCAAUAAAAAGGCACAGUCGCAAAGAUAAUUCUCAAAAUGAUGCCCGUCACGGCUCCGGCAGUGAGUUCAAGGGUAACCACGGCUGAUAUGAUUUCCUCUAAUUACAUUCCUCAUAGGAGGCGUGUCUCCAUGGUAACGCCAUAGCAGCCAAGAGUUGUGAUGGGAUGGCAGGCUGGUGCCCAUGGUGCUGCUGUGUCACUACAACACACAAGGCUGUUCCCUUUAUACAGCAGUUGAAUUCAGUCGUGUGUUUUUGUAUUCAUUAGAAACAUUAAAAGUAUUGUGUUGCUCACGUGGGAGCUUUAACAGAUGUUCACACCAAAACAACAACAACAAGUCAAACAAAAGGCCUGCAUGAUGCAUGCGUUUGCGUGAUUAAUCAUUUAUGUGGAACCAAAGCUGUUAACGGCCAGCGCUACCCGAUAAGCAGCUCUAGUGACCCGCUGCCGGCUCCACAGUAAAGCCAGGGUUCUGAUAACGACGCCACACAAACCCGAUCGGUGUUUAACCAACGUUCAAUGAUGCUCCUCUUGAUUUAAACAGCUCACAGCUAAAGGUUUAACCCACCAGCAGCAGCAUAGCUAAAGUUAGUCAAGGACCUCACUCACCACGGUCUCAAACACAAACUGACGUUUAAAUUCACUUUUUCAUCAUAAAGAUUUUUUUCUUUUUUCAACUUUGUGAAAAUGUUUACUGGAUGCUAAUUUGGGAGACGCAGCUAAAUUGACGCCAUCUUUUUUUGUGAAACUUAAUUUCCAAUAACAAAAUUACUAGAUGUCAACAAAAAUACUUAUUCAACAGAAACUUGAUGAAAUCAUAAUUCAAAGGCCCAUCAUUCUUUGAAGCACUACCAUUCAAACCAGACUUUUACAACUAAAAUCAUUUCAUGCUGACAAAUUAGGAAAUUAUAGACACUUUGAUCAAAUUUUGAAAAUAGCCUCAUGAGUGAUGCAAUAUUGCUAAACGUUGCAUAAUCUCCCAACACCUGGAGUAUGCAAUGUAACUUUCACUUAAAUUCGGGCCCUUCCGCUUGGUCUCCCAGCCUCCUAAUCCUCCAGAACGUGGACGAUUCUCAUCAUCAACCGGGCUAAACCACAUCCUAUAAACAUUUUCAUAGAUCAAAUAAACUAAAUCAAACUAAUCCGUUGUACUGUCCAACUUUUCUUGCUGUGAGGGUUUAAAUUCCA
This is a messenger RNA of Nothobranchius furzeri (turquoise killifish), 16249 nucleotides long. It is a transcript of the gene tenm2a, whose product is annotated as teneurin transmembrane protein 2a. NCBI's taxonomy places the organism in Eukaryota, Metazoa, Chordata, Actinopteri, Cyprinodontiformes, Nothobranchiidae. Gene Ontology annotation, molecular function: protein heterodimerization activity; calcium ion binding; protein homodimerization activity. Gene Ontology annotation, biological process: signal transduction; heterophilic cell-cell adhesion; neuron development. Gene Ontology annotation, cellular component: membrane; neuron projection. The record is from RefSeq and is a predicted model, not a curated record.